Messenger RNA from Miscanthus lutarioriparius, 312 nucleotides. The record is from the annotation of a GenBank genome assembly. Lineage: Eukaryota; Viridiplantae; Streptophyta; Magnoliopsida; Poales; Poaceae.
AUGGCGUGGUGGCGCGCGCGGGUCGUCGCGCCGGCGCGGCGCGCCUGGCUCGCCGUCGUCGCCGCGCGCGUGCGCCGCCGCAAGGGCCGCACUGAGGCAGAGCGCGCAGGAAUCGUGGACCUCCACAGGGACGUGGAGACCUGCGGGUACCACGACGUCCAGGUGAUGUGGGACAUGCUGGGCCUGGACACCGGGCCGCCCAGCAGCCCGCCGGAGCGCCGGAAGCGGUCGCCGCUCUGGACCUGGACGCCGUCGUUCUUGCACUUCGGAUCGUCGCGCCGCACCGGCACGGGCACGGCCGCCGCGCGGUGA